GCUCUUGCUUUCUUGGCUCCUGCGCCAGAAAGAAAACCCACCAUGCGAUUCGCCCUCGUGCUUUCCCUUCUGGGCGCCGCUUCCGUCUUGGUGACGGCCAGUCACCGGUCCGUACAGACGUCAUCCGGACUUCUCAGCGGCGUUCGCUCAAAGGUCUCCAACCUCGGUUACGUCCAUCGCUUCCUGGGCGUUCCCUACGCUCAGGCUCCGGUCGGUCAGCUCCGGUUCGCGCCUCCUGUAGCCCUGGAAGAAGACGCCGCCAGCAGACACCUGGACUCGAGUCAACAUGGACCGUCCUGCUACCAGCCACCACACCUGAAGCAACUCAUCAGCGAUCUGCUGGACACCACGUCAACGGAGAUGAGUGAGGACUGCCUCACGCUUAAUGUUUACGUUCCUGAAGUCGACGACGCUGGCCGGCUCCCCGUCAUCGUCUGGCUACCCGGCGAAGGCUUCGAUUACGCCAUGUCUCGUCACUUCGACGGGAGUUACAUGGCGUUGCAGGGGCGGGUCAUCGUGGUGACGGUCAACUAUCGAGUGUCGGCCUUCGGCUUCCUGAGCACGCUCACGCCAGACGCUCCGGGCAACGUGGGACUCCUCGAUCAGCGCAUGGCUCUCAAGUGGGUAAAGAAGAACGCCGCGCACUUUGGCGGAAAUCCCGAGAAGGUGACGCUCAUGGGUCGCUUUUCGGGAUCAAUGAGCGCGAGCAUCCACCUUGCCAGUCCCAUCAAGGAGAGGUUGUUUGAGAGGGCCGUCUUGCAGAGCGGGAUUGCGGUUGGGGACUACGUCUUCGACUUUUCGCCGCUCAACGCCACCAGGAAGCUGUCCGAGGUCGUCGGCUGCCAGAAGGACUCCAUCCCUGACAUGGUCAGUUGUUUGAAGAACGUUCGGGCUUCGGAGCUGCUAAGCAACUCGCUUCGAAUUGGACAGUCUUUCCGGCCAGUCCUUGAUGGAUCCCUGAUCGUUGAAGAGCCCAUGGAAGCUGUCAAGAAGGGUCGCCAUCAGGCUGUGGACGUCGUCAUCGGUACAAACCAACACGAAGGCUCGCUCUGUUUGCUCACGCUCCAGUACCUGAAGUCCAACUACUACGACCGCCUUCUUAAGGACAAGCUUACCACGGAUGAUCUUGAAGAAAUGAUUCGCUUCCACCUGCAAGACUUUACGAAAACUGGGGAAGACACUCUCGCCAGGGUGGUUCUUCAUGAGUACCGUUACCAACACGUCAAGGAUGGCCUGCGGUCCCAGUACCUCCAGUUUUGCGGAGACAUGUAUGUCUCCUCGCACGCCGAGCAGAUGGCCAGGCUUCUGUCCCGGCACAAGAAGGGUUCCGUCUACGUCUACCAGUUCGCGCAUCGUCCAUCGUUCUCAACGCAACCGAGCUUCGUUGGGGCUGUUCACGGCGACGACGUCCUCUUCGCCCUGGGUCUCGUUCUCAAGCAACAGGACAUCUCUAAACAGGAGGCCCUCCUCAGCAAAAAGAUGGCGCUCUCCCUGGGAAACUUCGCUCUCGAUAGUGAUCCGAGCGUGGUCGAUGACCUGGACUGGGACUUGGACUGGCCCGAAUACAACCAGGAGAGCCAGCACGUGAUGCAUUUCACCACCGGGCGCCCGAUGGCGAGGCAUUCUAAACUUGACAGGGCCACCUCCUUCUGGCACGAAAUUGUGCCCCUGGUCGAACUGAACGGCGUUGUCCCGGCCCUGCAUCAACCUGCCAUUGCUGGUCACUCCAUGGCUCUCACGUCAUCCAAGUCUUUCGUGUCUGCUAGUCGCUCCGCGUCGACGGUCAACUUGGAACAUCAAACACCGUCUGCAGGGCAGAGCGCGACAUACAUAAUCGUCGCAAUGGCAGUUUGUAAUAUCGUUUUGUUAGUGGUGGCUGCUGUGAGCAUCACCAAGUUGUGCAGGCCUGACUCGAGGUAUCACACGUUACAGAAAUUUUAAGCCGCAUCGAAAGUUAAGCGAAAACUCGUGAAAAUAAUGUACAUAGACUUUUCAUCGCAUUCUCACGUGAAAUAGUUGUCCCUCCAAAAAAAAGCAAAAAGUGAUUCAAGAGGUGUUUUACAAGGAUCCCCACGGUCAGAAACUCAAGUCGAUGUUAUUUAUGAAAAAAAAAAAACGCACUUUUCAUGCCGAUGGAGGGCUACGAUUACCGCAUUUAAUCAUCGCUGUAACGACAGCAGCAUUGUAUAUAGAUUGACAUUCAUUAGGUCAAGACAUUGUAAAUAGCACUGUAAAUAUCGAAUUGCAUGUCAUUCUACACUUAGAAAUGUUUCAUUGUCAUCGCUGUAUAUACGAAUCGUGUUCCUUCUAGUCACAGUUUGAGGGCACGAAUUCCUUACAUUGUCAACCUGAGAACAAGAAAUGAUGAUCUAACGUGGAACUCUGUGAAGUUUUCUACGCUCUUUGUACAUAUUUGCAUCGACACUCUUCAUCAAAGAUGAUAAUAAAAGCAAUCUUUUUUUACGUGAA
Molecule: messenger RNA, 2469 nt
Organism: Ixodes scapularis (black-legged tick)
Lineage: Eukaryota; Metazoa; Arthropoda; Arachnida; Ixodida; Ixodidae
Product: carboxylesterase 5A
Exons: 2
Coding region: 43-1941 (632 amino acids)
Source: RefSeq, a predicted model, not a curated record